This is a messenger RNA of Sphaeramia orbicularis (orbiculate cardinalfish), 1668 nucleotides long. Its product is annotated as claudin-7-B-like. The record is from RefSeq and is a predicted model, not a curated record. The coding region runs from base 229 to 849 and encodes 206 amino acids. NCBI's taxonomy places the organism in Eukaryota, Metazoa, Chordata, Actinopteri, Kurtiformes, Apogonidae. Gene Ontology annotation, cellular component: membrane; bicellular tight junction. The transcript is spliced from 4 exons. Gene Ontology annotation, molecular function: structural molecule activity.
GGUGCGGCAGAGGAACAGGUGCGCGAGGAUUCAUCGACAGACAUUUACUAUUUUAUAAACACUUUUUUUUAGACAACUUUCUUUUAAAACAAGCCAAAGGAAUACAUAAUUUAAUAUAAACAACUAAUCAGAUUAAAGAAAAGUUUUUUUUUUAAAAGAGAAAAGGAUUUUCACCUUUACGUCAGGUGGACGCCGCCUUUUGUUGAUUCGAGGUCAGAACAGGUGGACAUGGCUAACUCGGGUUUGCAGAUUCUGGGUUUUGCCCUGGCUCUUCUGGGCUUAAUAGGACUGGUAAUUGGCACCAUUUUGCCCCAGUGGAAGAUGUCUGCAUAUGUGGGGGACAACAUCAUCACAGCCGUGGCCAUGUAUGAAGGACUGUGGAUGUCCUGCGCGUUCCAGAGCACAGGCCAAAUCCAGUGUAAAGUCUAUGACUCCAUCCUACAGCUCAACAGUGCCCUCCAGGCAACCCGUGCUCUCAUGAUUGUGAGUAUUAUUGUAACUGUAGCAGGACUGGGUGUAGCAUGCAUGGGAAUGAAGUGCACCACCUGUGGAGGAGAUGACAAAACACGCAAGUCCCGCAUUGCCAUGACAGGCGGCAUCAUCCUUCUGAUUGGAUCUUUGUGUGCCAUCGUCGCCUGCUCUUGGUAUGCUCAUGACAUCAUCCAGGCCUUCUACAACCCCUUCACCCCCGUCAAUACUAAGUAUGAGUUUGGGUCUGCCAUCUUCAUCGCCUGGGCCGGCGCAUUCCUGGUUAUUAUCGGGGGUGGUAUGCUAGCAGCAUCCUGCCCAAGAGGAAAAUCUGCACCAAAGUACCCCAGAGCUCCCAGCACUAGCAAGGAAUAUGUUUAAGCAGGAUAAGAUCUGGCCUGAAGAGGCUGAAGGAACAUUUUAACAAACUAGUCCAACUCAGAUGUUGAAAGGUUGUGCACCAGAAGGUGGUCAUCUGCCUGGUUUUUAUUUUGUAUUUGUCUUCAGGGUUUCCCUGUGUUGUUACUGUAAUAUUAUUUUUAACAAACUCAUUAAAGUCUUUAAUAAUGGCUGUUUACUUCAAGAAAAGAACUCAUUGACCAUUAUCCCCCUGAAACCAUAGCCUGUGCUUGCUUCUCUGUAUACUAUAUGUAUACUUUCCAUUUAGUUGACAUGUGUAAAGCACUAAGUUACAUGUAGGUGACACACCCAGUGACAUUGUAGAAGUUGGUAUGUUUUACGUGCUGCAUACUACAGUUUGUAGUGCAUUGGAAUGUACUGUGUGUCUGGUGAAAUUGUCGCACAUCUGACUGGACAACUCUAUCAGUGUGUAGGCUGAAUGCAGAGAAGACUCCUCACCUGAGAAUCAAUUUGCUACCAUUUCUUUGUGUUUUGUGCCUUAUUUAUAUGGAAAAUGACAAAUCACUCAGUACCACUGUAGACUGUUCUGUUUAAUCAAAUGCUGGAAUGAAAUUAUGACCAUAAAAUGCAAUAUAGUGAUCUUUGUGUAUACUCAAGUUGCCAAUCUUUGGCUGUCAUGCUGCAUAUGAACGUGGUAGUCAACUUUGUUUUGUAAUGACUGUGUGAAUGGGUUUGGCUUAUUCUGUGCUAUUGCUGCACUCAUCAAAUUUGCAUUUUUUUAAGUUUUCAAAUUGUGAUUUGUGAAGUUGUGUUGUAUAUAAAAUAAAUCUUAAAAUUUUU